This is a messenger RNA of Penaeus vannamei (Pacific white shrimp), 2906 nucleotides long. RefSeq lists its product as uncharacterized. Gene Ontology annotation, cellular component: cytoplasm. Lineage: Eukaryota; Metazoa; Arthropoda; Malacostraca; Decapoda; Penaeidae. The record is from RefSeq and is a predicted model, not a curated record. Gene Ontology annotation, molecular function: glycosyltransferase activity.
UGUGGGUACGUGUGGUGUGUACGAAGCUGUGUAAGUGUGUGCAUGUGUGUGUGUGUACGCGUUUGUGUGCGACUUGCGAUUGUAUAAAGAGAAGCAGGUGUUUUGUCGCAGUGGCGUGGGUGUUGUAUUGCAAAAGAGACUGAGAGUGACAACGUAUGCUUUGCCUCGCUCGUCCUCCAGUGUGCUAUGGCGGAAACAAUACGUAUAGUGAAAGUGAAGCGCACUGUACUGUGUAAUCCCGGCGCUCCUGCUUCGGUGAUGUACUUACUCAAGAGACUAUUAUUCCGUGAUCUUUCCUCUAUGUGAAUACCAUCUCUCGCGUAUGGAUUAGUUUUGUUAAUUACAUCGAUACGCGGCGGAAAAAACGAAGCGAUUUUCAACACUGAAGAAAAGUUGAAAAGCGAAAAUUAGUUCUUUCACAAUAGCUUGUCUUGCUCCCGGGAACGGACUUGGUAGCAAUACACAAGCGAAAAAAAAAACUGCAGGAAGCUUAUUGCACAAGAGAGCGGCUUGCAAUUGAAACUAAGGAUGUGGGGGGUAGGCGUGAACAGCGCUGCCCCAAGAAGCCAAGACACACUCACUCUUGUCCAUGUUUCCAGCACAGCCCGAGGACUGGACCAAGCCGUCGCGCACGAGGGACCCGACGGGCACUAACCUGGAGCGCCCCGCCCCUCCCACCCCCGCGCCCACCGCUCCCUCCCCGCGGCCCCCUCCGCUGCCCAGCCCCGCCACCACCUCCGCCGCAACUACCACCCUUACGUCUCCUCCUCCGCCUCCGCCUCCGCCAUCGCCAGCCCCGCCCGACCCCGCGUGCCCGUGUGCAAGGAGCCGUCCGCGGUCAAGGUUUGCGUGGACCUCGACACCACCCAAUGGUACAAGCCUCCCCGGCCUCCCAAGGACAAGGUUCGACGGAUGAAGGCCUCGCAAGCUGACGAAACCACGCCGCUGCUCUGGUCCCCUUCCAAGGACGCGCCGGGGGAGCCCUUGUGGAGACGCUCCUACACUGAUUCUGAAGAUCGCGGUAGCACCACAAGCUCCACGCGCAUGCGUAUUAAGGGCGACCGUGACAAGAUGACGAUGAGGAGUGAGGCGCUGAGAUAUUGGCGCUCCAUACAUAACAAGUACUCGCUCCUCAAUGGGUUCACUCGACAACGACGCAACGCAAUGGUGAAGAAGCAGCGCCAGAGGAUUAAGGACAGGAACAAUAUGUCCAUCGUGUUCGUCCUUGUGUUCUUGCUGGUGUUCUUGGUGAUCCUCAUCGCCGAGGUGUUCUUCAUCGACGAGCACCGGUCGGGGAUGCUCUUCAUGGGCAAGCGCCCGCAGGACUUCGACUCCAUGGGCGACAUCCCCGACUACUUCAUGGACGACAAGAAACUCGUGGGGCAGCUGGAGAUCGACACGUACAGGCGGCAGGAGCUGUCCGUGAAGGGCAAGACGGGCAACGAGGAGCGCUUCUUCAGGAAGAACGUGGACGAGACGCACCUCAUGGCCAGGGUGACGGGGAACCUGGUCAAGUCCGUCCACGGCAUCGCCAAGGUGGACUGGCUGAACAUGCUGGGGCUGAAGGAGGUGGACUACUUCGGCAACAACAGCACGGCGACGGACGGCCAGUGGGAGCCGGUCUACCACACCAAGCACAAGUUCUUCGUCUACUCGGCCUACUACGACGACCGCAAGGGCAGGAUCAUCAGGGUCAUCGGGGCCACGCAGACCAAGAAGAGCGACCGCGUCUGGUGCAAGUACUGGUACUCCAACUCCAGCACGCUCAUCGUCAACGGCGCCAUCAAGAUCAUCCGCGAGAACUGGAACCUGAAGUUCUCGGCGUGCUUCAUCGCGUGCCCGCUCACCAUCUACAAGAACGGGAAGCAGCCGAUCCCGCCGCCCGAGAGCGUGUCGGUCAUGGCCGACCCCGGCGGCAACGCCACCAACAAGCUGCGCGUCAUGAACCUCGACGUCAACAAGGAGGCGGUGCGCGACAGCUUCGCCGUGUGCGUGAAGCCUCUGCACUUCGACUACAACAACGUGAAUCAGAUGAUCGAGUUCAUCGAGCUCAACAAGAUCCUCGGCGUGGAGCACUUCACGCUGUACAACCACACCAUCGGCAAGGAGGUGGACUGCAUCCUCAAGUCGUACGCGGACCAGGGCGUCAUCAACAUCCUGCCUUGGAAACUCGACAUGAAGUCUCAAAAGGAGAUCCGGACGGAGGGGCUCUUCGCCGCCCUCAACGACUGCCUCUAUCGCUACAUGUACCAGUACAAGUACAUUCUGAUGAUCGACCUGGACGAGUACAUUGUGCCCCACACCAACACGAGUCUGCCGGAGCUGAUGCGGUACCUGCACACCAAGGCCGACGCGAGAAAGAUCGGCGCCAUUAGCUUCCAGAACUCCUUCUUCUACCUGCAGUGGCCGGAUGACCCGAACAGCGCGUCUCUGCCUCCUCUCGUGACGCUCCGGAAGACCCGCCGGCGCCAGAGGUUCCACCCGCACAAGCAGAGGUCGAAGUACAUCGCCGUCCAGCCCUUCGUCGUGGAAGCCGGAAACCACUUCGUCUGGGAAUUCCUCCCCGGGAAAGGCACGCUCAACGUCCCCAACGAGGUGGCCUUCCUGCACCACUACCGCGUCUGCGAGUUCGGCGGCGACGACUGCGUCAGGAACCCCCGGACGACCGACGUCUCCAUGUAUCGCUACAAGGACCGGCUCGUCAAGUCCUACUCGACCAACAUGGCCCAGCUCGGGAGGCAGUGUGGCGUCGAGGCGUCCAGCAAGGAAAAGGCAUUAUGGACUCUGCAGUAAAGCAUUUAAGUCAUCGCUUAGUAAACAUUUUAUUACUGAAGCUCCGACAAAGCAAAUAUUUAAGCCAUGUCACAUUACGUUAAAUACAAUAUAACUUGCAAUGUUAUAAGUAA